AUGUCAGACAGACGGCUGCCGCCGGUGAGUGCGUGAAAGUAUGCGCUAGACGGAGGCGCGCGUAGGGUCAUUACACAGGCGCGGGGACAAACUGACUAAGAAUGGAACUUAAUUAUCAGGCCGAUUUCCCUGCGACCAAGGUCGGAAACAACGGGACAGGUAAAAGCACGCGAACAAAAUGUCAUUGGGGUCCCUCAGUUGGAGAAAAAUCAUUGAAGGAGCCAAACACGCUGAAUACACACAAUGAGAAACCGAUCUUCAUAUGGUCGGCUUGAAAUUACAGAUACUCAGAUGUUUUAUUGGUGAAACGGUCAAAGAUAUUCCGAAUAGCAUAACGUAAAAACUGUCUCCAAGAAACGAGUACGAUUCGACCAAUCGGCGUCCCUAUUGACAACCAUUAACUGAGGAUAGUAACAGGGCCCGCGCUACUUCUCACCAUAAGCUUCUAAGGAGUGAAUUUGUCCACUGUGCCAGGGCCGCAUAUGAAGUGGGCACCUAUAUCUGCUAAUAGAACUUCACACCUUCACAUAUCAAAAAAGAUCCAGUCCUUCUGAGAAAAGGGUUCUGUGGUUUCUGGUUAUCCGACCCCCCUCCCCGGAUCUGAAGUCGAUAAAAUAUCCAGAUUGUCACGACCUCGGACUGCAAUACCUGUUGGUAUCAUACUAAUUUCGGCGCAAGGGUCCGUCGCUGUUCCUCACCCUCCUCUUACAAGUCGAAAGAGGGAAUCCAGUCAGCCAGAGGAUAGACGCGACCGUUUUCUCUGGCUCUGGUCGCACUUUCUAUGUUUGCGACACUGCGACUCGCAGACGUUUCCUGGUGGAAACUGAAGCCCAGAUCAGCGUUGUCCUCCAAACUCCAGCUGAUCGUCGUUUCCCCAGCCCUGGUAUUCGCCUCCAGCUGCCAACUGUUCUCCCAUUCCCACUUUUGGCAGUCUGUCCCUCACCCUGAACAUUGGCCUUCGUCGGUCAUUCACCUGGAUCUUUGUGAUUGCUGAUGUCCCUCAUGCUAUCCUCGGCUCGGACUUUCUUGCCGAGUUCGACCUCCUUGUUGACUGCCGACGUGCCCGUCUCCUCGACUGCACAACCGGCCCGUCUGUUCGUGGCCUUACUCACUUUACUGCCCUCACCAACUUAUUUGUCCUGGAUACAGAUAUUGCAAGCCCCUUUCGGGAACUGCUUCCUAGUCACCCCAACAUAAUCAAACCCUAG
Spirometra erinaceieuropaei is the source of this 1208-nucleotide messenger RNA. NCBI's taxonomy places the organism in Eukaryota, Metazoa, Platyhelminthes, Cestoda, Diphyllobothriidea, Diphyllobothriidae. The record is from the annotation of a GenBank genome assembly.